AAGAUCAAUCCCGGUCGGUAGGACGGGCACGUUGACGCAGCGCGGGUCUGGAGUGGCGACAUGUGGCGUGCGCCCGCGCCAGUCGCCCGGCCGCCGCGCUCGCACGAUGCUGCGUUUAUCCCUUCUCGUGAUCUUCCUUACGCACCGCAUCCGAACCGCUCAUGUCACCGACACGCCGUUUUCGAACCGUUUCGACAAACUUUACCAAAAACUAGACAAGUUAACCGCCGCCCCGGACCGAUAUUCCGAGCCGUCUCCGGAAGACAAGUUGUACGAAAAAUUGGAUCGAUUAAAUGCUAUUCGGUUGUCCCCGGAACGUGAGGAGUUGACCGAUGAGGAUGAGGAGUUGUUGUCUGCAAUGAAGGUGUGGGGAGGGUUGAGUGCGGAGCAGAUGGAUGGAGUGGUGAAAGACUUGCAGAUGAUGAAGGAAGAACGGCGGGAGGAGGCUGGAGACCAGGAGUAUGCGGAGCCUUCUUGGGAUGAAGAGGAGUUCGUAGAAGGAGACUACCCGAUGGACGGCAACGAUGAUUGGGAUUCUGAUGACUUGCCAGACUCCAGUUCCACCUCCAAGCCUCAGAUCCUGGGAGUGACUCCAUCAGCCAUGUCCAGGUUAGGACCAGUGAAGACCGUAGUCGUAUCAGCUGCCGAGACAAUAGCAGCUACCAACGCGAGACCCAGGAUCCUGGAUGACCCCCUUACUCCGGUUGAAAGAGCAGCCCUUCGGAAGGCAGCGUAUAGGAGCAUGAACGACUUGUUGAAGAACGGGAAGUGCGUGGACCCUCAGCCACGCUGGAUGAUCGUGAGGCAGCUGGCCCCGGCUGCUGAUACUAGGUAUUUGCCGCCAUGCGUACAGCUGCACCGAUGUGCUCCGGAUUCUGGCUGCUGCGUCAACGAGAGUGAAGUCUGCGCCCCGAUUGAAGGCAAGACAGUCGUCUUACCAUUCUACCUUCACAAAGCGACCGGAUCAAUGAACGUGGUGAAGAUGCAGUUCUUCAACCACACUCGGUGUGGAUGCGUCUCUCGAGGCACACUACAGAUGACGGUCACCACUGCAGUGGCCAAACCUAGCGACGGAGACAGCCAGGAGGAGCUGGAGAGACCCUCACGCAGAGCCAUGGCGGAGAGUCAGAACGACUGGAGAGCACCCACCGAAGAACCUCUCUUGGAAAAGAACGAUGAACCAACUGCGCCUCCCCAGUUACGCAGAUGUACAUGUCCAGCUCUAUUCCUGGCCAGCAUGACGGAGUACGAGCCUUGUUCAUGUGUCUGCGACUGGCCAGAUGCAGCCCGCCGCCGAGACUGCCAGUACCUCGCCAAGGGGCGAGAGCAUUUUGGUCUUCGAGACAGAUUCUGUGUGGCUCGAGGAGACUGCACACCACCCUCCUGUGAAUAUGGCGCCUACGACAGAACUGUAGGCAAAUGCCCCCUGCGAAGGUAUAGAAGAAUGAGGUACCACUCCCGAGGAAGAUACCAAGAGAAGACCAUGGUGGUGUGAGCGAACCAAGAAUGUAUUUGGUUAUAUGUAUUCUACUGUAUUAUGCCAGAUUGCCAGCAUUUAGGGGAUAUUCGUGAUCGUCUUGAUUUUUUGCAUUUAGACUAAGUACCUAUUUGUAAAGUCUGAGCAAAUUGUAUCUCUGUGGUGUAUUCUGUUUUAUAAAGCCACCCAUAUUGUACAAAUUAUGAGUAGACGAUCUACAACUUUAAUGAAACCUUUUCAAAUUAUUUUUAUAAUAACUAUCGUGAGACAUACUAAAUUAGCUAAAAAAUCACGGUUUACUCACAUACGUUAAUGGAGAAUUAAAGCUCUACUAGCGUGUUAGUGCUAGCUAGCGUGCGCAGGCGCGGCAGCGUCGUCAGGCCUACUCCGCGAAAGAGUCCCUUUGUGACUUGAAACCAGUAGAGCUUUUCAAAUUGUUAUCAAAGAAUAGUUUAGUAGCUACCUAAUUUACUUUACAUAGUAGAAUGUUGUUAGUCGACAAUAAAAAUAUUUUAUUUCUUGAUAAAGAUUAACGAACUGUAUGAAAGAAUUUUGUGCCCAAAUGCAUUAAAUUUGAAGAAGUCCCCUAUUUGUGUAUGAGUUCGUAGCAGCAUAAUACCCACAUUCAUAUUACUUUAAUUGUGUACAUGUAUUUAAAUAGUAAGUUUAAUUAUUAUGUACCUAUUGUAUGUACAAAAUCGCCUCCGACCCGAGAGUGUUUUGGAAAUAUCGCCUUGUUUGGACUUUUGAUCGAAAUUCAAUAAUGUUAGAUACUAUAUCUCGUCUAUCACACAUAUUAAAUUAACUAAAAAUCACGGUUUACUCACGGAGCCUCUCUCUAUGAAUAUACGUGAGUAAACCAUGAUUUUUGGUGAAUGUUAGAUUUUGUUCAAAUGCUAUCAAUUUAUUUUGUAGUACUUAAAUACUUUUUUAUAGAUUGUGCUAAAUAAACUGGAAAUCUGAUGGUCACUGGUAUUUGAACCAUUAAUAAGAAAAAACAAAGUUAUUUUACUACUACUAUGUAUAAUCAAACCAGAAUUAAACUAUAGUCAGUAUCUGAUAUAUUUUUUUGUUAAUCGUCGAGAUAACUGUCCUACACACAUACACUUUUUUGUUAAUCGUCAAAAUGUCUUAUACAAAACUUGAGAAUUUUCAAUGCAAUUUUUGCCUGAAUUUCACGCCGGUUUUCUGUAAGGCCGUAGUCCGAGGGCCGAGUCAGCCCAUUCGUGACGAAGCAUGGGUCUCCUACAUUUAUGAUCGCAGUACUCCAUACAUUUAUACUCCGUGUCUUGUUAUUGACAGCAUUUUUAGGAUUCCACCAUGUUUUGUGUUUAAUAAUUAUCGUGAGACAUUAAUAAAUUAAUUGAACUUAACUACAUAUGUAGUUAUACUAUUUACUCACGUCGCAAAUGCAUGGUGCUUCUCAAUAUAAGACCCGGUGUAACUCGAAACUAGUAGAGUUUUUCUCGAACCAGUAUCAUGAGUAUACUGUAUAAUAUUUCAAUUAGUCCACCACCUUUGCUAUUCAGUCAGACAAUCGUUUUAUUAAAUUGAAUAAUUCAUUCGAUGAAAUAUUUUUUAUGAAGCAUAAUAUUUUUCAUGAAACGUCUUUUGACAUUAAGUGAUUUGAUUAUUAUUUUGUAAGAUUUUAUAUUUAAGUUGUAAAUAAACGUGGAUUUGAGGAGAA
This is a messenger RNA of Spodoptera frugiperda (fall armyworm), 3164 nucleotides long. RefSeq lists its product as uncharacterized. Gene Ontology annotation, molecular function: growth factor activity. Gene Ontology annotation, biological process: hemocyte migration. Gene Ontology annotation, cellular component: membrane. The coding region runs from base 107 to 1495 and encodes 462 amino acids. The record is from RefSeq and is a predicted model, not a curated record. NCBI's taxonomy places the organism in Eukaryota, Metazoa, Arthropoda, Insecta, Lepidoptera, Noctuidae. The transcript has 6 exons.